Monoraphidium neglectum is the source of this 1185-nucleotide messenger RNA. RefSeq names its product putative Nucleolar MIF4G domain-containing protein 1. Gene Ontology annotation, biological process: ribosomal small subunit biogenesis. Bases 1 to 1185 code for a protein of 394 amino acids. Gene Ontology annotation, molecular function: RNA binding. The transcript is spliced from 8 exons. The record is from RefSeq and is a predicted model, not a curated record. Gene Ontology annotation, cellular component: nucleolus. Lineage: Eukaryota; Viridiplantae; Chlorophyta; Chlorophyceae; Sphaeropleales; Selenastraceae.
AUGAAGGACCUGGUAGUAGCAGUCCACGAGGCGGCGGCAAAGUCGCACGCCCGGGGCGCCGGGCUCGGGCUGACCAAGCGGGCGGAGAUGAUGCUCGAGCUUGUGAUGGACAUCAAGAACAACAGGAGCGGGGUCGCCGCCCCGGGCAAGGCCCCGAAAUCGGCCAGCGCAGCCGGCGCCGGCGGCGGCGGCCGCAAGGGCGGCGCGGCGGCGGUGCUGGCGCCCGGCCAGAUCAAAUGGCUCAAGGGCAGCGGUGUGGAUGACGUGAAGCUCGUCAACCUGAGCUGGGCCAAGCUGGUCGCGCCGGAUAAGAAAGGCAUGUGGUGGCUGCCCGCCGCCAUGGACGCUGCGGCCGGACUCCUCCCCGGCCUGGCGCCGCGAGACCUCGAUCUGCUGCCCCUCCGCGGCGACGACAGCGGCGACGACGAGGAGGAGGGCCGCGGCGGCGGCGGCGGCGCGGGGACGGGCGCGGGUGCGGGCGCGGCGGAGCUGCUCAAGCUUGCGGCGGCGCAGCGGAUGAACACAGACGUCCGGAAGGCCGCAUUCUUGGCCAUCAUGGGGUCUGAGGACUGCGCAGAAGCUUGCGAGAAGCUGCUCAGGCUGCCGCUCAAGGGGGAGCAGGACAGGGAGGUGGUGCGGGUCCUCAUAGACUGCGCGCUGCACGAGGUGCCCUGGAACCCCUACUACGGCCACCUCGCCGCGCGCAUCGCGGCCGCCUCCAAAAAUCACAGGAUGACUCUGCAGUUCACAGUGUGGGACCACAUAAAGGAGGUGGAGGCCGCCCCAGUGGCCCGACUGGACAAUCUGGCAGCGCUGCUGGCCGCGCUGCUGGCGAAGCAGGCGCUGCCGCUGACCUCGCUCAAAGUGGCGGACUUCGAAUCAUCGCCGCGCUGGACGUCGAGGGAGCUCUUCUUCUGGCGCCUCGCCCUGCAGCAGCUGCUUGGCAGCUACCCCACCGACAAGGACUGCGUGGCAGCGUUCGCGCGCCUGGCGGGCCUGAAGCAGCAGGGGCAGCUCGCGCGGGGGCUGGCGCUCUUCUUGAAGACGCGCGUCGGGCCAUGGCUGGUCGGCCGCGCAGACGCGGCCGCGGCGGAGGAGCAGGGGCGGUUUGACGUGCUGCUGCGGCGGUUGCAUGCAGCGGAGCAGACGCUUGCGCGCAGCCAGGGCGCCGUGCUGGCAGCUUGA